This is a messenger RNA of Lactuca saligna, 603 nucleotides long. Lineage: Eukaryota; Viridiplantae; Streptophyta; Magnoliopsida; Asterales; Asteraceae. The record is from the annotation of a GenBank genome assembly.
AUGAUGGCAAGGAGAGGAGGGAAAACUAAAGUGUCUGGAUCAAGGAACAAAACACCAAAGAAAACACCUAAUGGUAAGAAACAUAAGAUUAAUGCAAAGGAGGAUGUGUCCCUAACCUGUGAUGAGGAUUUUGUUGAUCUUUUUACACAUACACCUAAUGGUAAGCAAGGUAUGAGUCAAGCAAUAGAGGAUGUUCAGGAACAAGAACACGAUGACAAUGAGGUGAAGGUGAGUGAAAGAGUUACUUUACAAGAGUUGCUGAUGUCUGGAUAUACAUAUGCUGAUGCAGUGGCUGCUAUGAAAAAGAUUGAAGAAAAACAGGCUAAGGAACGAGUUGAAGAUAGAGAGGUUGAAGAAGAAGAAGUUGAAGGCAUACAGGUUGAGCAAGAAGAAGUUGAAGGCAUAGUGGUUGAGGAAGAAGGAGUUGAAGAGACAGAGGUUGGAGCAAUAGUCCUACCCUCCAGAAGAAGUUAUGGUGCUUACAAUUUCCAUUGGGAGAAAAAGAGAAAACCAUCUGAAAGAAUUAGGAAGUUGAAGCUCAGGAAAAUGGUUGAAGAUGUUGAUGGUGGUGGUUCCUCCAAAACCCCUUGGGUUUUAGAGUAA